GGCUGCUGAGCGAGCGAGCUCUCCCCUCAGAAAAUCCCUUCCCGCCUUUUCGGAAGGAGGCGGCCCCCAAUUCCUCCCCCCGCCGGGGCGUUUUUUAUUGGGGGGGGGAGGAGACCGAGCUAUGGCCGACGAAGAGCGGGCUGAACACGGCGGCGGCAGCCGGGGAGGAAAGCUCAGCCUCAAGCGCAAGAGGCGGCAGCCGCAGCAGCAGGAGGAAGAAGAAGAAGACGCGGAAGGACGCCCGUCUGCCAUUCCUCGCCGAGCGCCUACAUUUUCCGGCAGCUCUUGCUGGUUUGAAGAGCAAGGCUUAAGCGGUGCUGAAAUCGCGUGGAUGACAUUACUCAAGUCUGUGGACCCACAUCUGCAUCGCUCAAGUUUAGAAAAAGUAGUCAACCUUCCCAAGUUUCUUACAAAGAGCUCACAAACUACAAAUCCUCAGCCAGCCCCAGAAACUUUUGACAUUGGAAUGAAACAGUUUCAGUGGACUCCAUUUCCACAUUACCACACAAACAAUUCAAGAAGUAAAAAACCUCCUGAAAAUCAAACUCUUAGUUUGAUAGAAAGAGAAAAUUAUGCAGAUGGGAGCCUCAGUGUUAUUUCUCCUGUUCCCAAGCAAAACCCCAUUCCAGCUGGUAAAUAUACUGCUGAGGAAACAACAACUGGACACAACAAUCAUCUUUCCCCUAAGCUAGAAGGUAGAGAAAUCAUUGAAAUGUGUCUGCACUCAACCCAGCAGAAUUCACCAGGACAUUCAUCAACAGCUGCACCGAGCCAGCCAAGAGUGUUUGGAAAGCUUUUGAAAGGGGCUACAGCACAGAGUGAAGGAAAAAACAGAAAGGAAAAUAAGAUACUAUCAAAUGAUGAUAAGCAAAGUACUUUGUUGUACCAGCCUAAUAAUACCACAUCAGUGUUACCUAUGCAGGAUUCUCCUGCUGUUUCUUUGAGUGUCAGCAACCAAGAAAAGACAGAGGACCACAGGGAGGAAAUCUUAGCUCUCAGCCAGUGUCCCAUGUGUCAGAUCCACUUUACUGGAACGUGGUCAAAACUGGACAUUGAUGGUCAUCUUGCUAAAUGUUUGUCUGAAAGUGACGUAGAUGUAAUUUGGUAACAAAGAAGAUAGCAGAGAACAGCCAAUGCUUAUUAGUAGUCAAUAAAUUUGCAGAAAUUUACCAC
Molecule: messenger RNA, 1173 nt
Organism: Zootoca vivipara (common lizard)
Lineage: Eukaryota; Metazoa; Chordata; Lepidosauria; Squamata; Lacertidae
Gene: FAAP20
Product: FA core complex associated protein 20
Cellular component (GO): Fanconi anaemia nuclear complex
Molecular function (GO): ubiquitin binding
Source: RefSeq, a predicted model, not a curated record